UCUUUUAAUAACUUUGUGAAAAUCCGAUUGCUGCCGACCUACACCAUUUGCCCAUCUCUAAUCGCAUCACGAAUCAGCUGUGCAAUAACAUCUUAAGUAGAUUAAGAAUUAGUAACAGUUGUUCGUUUUAGACGUGAUUUAAACAAAUGUCCCAAUUAUGUUAACGUUUAAACGUUAAAUGUAAAAUACUUUGUCAAGUCCAAGACCAUAAACGUAACAAUGUCGUGUUAUUAUCGUCAAUAUGAAGACACAACGGUGACAAUACCAAAAUAUUCAGUCGAAAGCUCAGCGGGAAUCACAUAUUAUGACAUCAAGGUUCGUGUGGCCAAUGUGGAUUGGUUUGUAGAGCGACGAUAUCGUGAUUUUGCUCAGCUACACGAUAAGUUGGUCGAGGACAUAUCGAUCAGCAAAAAAUUGUUGCCGCCAAAGAAGCUUGUGGGCAACAAGCAGCCUGCAUUUUUAGAGCAGCGACGCGAGCAACUAGAAACGUAUUUGCAAGAGCUACUCAUCUAUUUUCGAAACGAGCUACCGCGUCUGCUGGCUGAAUUCUUGGAUUUCAAUAAAUACGACAUUAUCUAUAUACUACAAGAUCUUGCCAAUUUGUUUCAGGAAAGUGGCGAUGCACUACUGAGUGCCAAAAAGGAGUACAGUUUUUCUGCCUUGGAGAUAUAUGCUAUUAGUGAACGUCUCGCUCUACCCUGUCCACCUAGCACUGAGCAAGGUGGCAAAUUUGACUUUUCGCACGUGCUGGACUUUAGCACGCAGUUAGAGGCGCUGGUCGUGACGCCCAUUAAGGAUAAUGCUAGCUUUGUCCAGGAUUACAAUACAGUGGACGUGCCGAUUGGACGCAGCAAUAUCAUUCCGAACCGCUUGAGCUUCAACUUGAAUGCAUUCCGCAAUCUCAAAACUCUCAAAUUUUCAGCGCUCUCUACUGAGAAUAUCGUGGACGUAGAGCUAUUGAAACCGACGUUGCAAACAAUCUGUGUACACAAUACCACAAUUACCCACAUUAACCAAGUGCUUCUUUGCGACAAUUUGCACAAGAACUGCGAUGUUCCCAGUCUUCUGCCGGACCCAAUUGCAUCCAAUAGCGAGAAUGUAUUGCUUAAUACAGAUGCGUGGAGUGAGCUGAGCGAGCUGGAUUUGACGGGCAAUCUGCUAACACAAAUCGAUGGCAGCGUGCGAACUGCGCCCAAACUUCGACGUCUUAUCCUCGAGCAAAAUCGCAUUCGCACCAUACAGAAUCUGGCAGAGCUACCACAUCUACAGUUGCUUUCGCUGUCGGGCAAUUUAAUAGCUGAUUGUAUUGACUGGCAUCUCUCCAUGGGCAAUCUUGUGACCUUGAAGUUGGCACAGAACAAACUCAAGUCGGUAAGUGGAUUGCGUAAGCUACUCUCCCUGGUCAAUCUGGACUUGAGCUGCAAUCUUAUCGAAGAAUUGGAUGAAGUUGACAAUGUUGCUAAUUUACCGCUCCUGGAAACGUUAUCACUCACUGGCAAUCCUCUGGCAGGCAGUGUCGACUAUCGCCCACGAGUUUUGGCGCGUUUCCAUGAACGCGCUGCUGAAAUUUCGCUGGACAACGAACCAGGCACACAACAAGAACUAGACACAGCUCUAGUGCUCUCAGCUCUGUUGAAAUCCAAACGACGACAGCAGCAAAAAUGACCAAGGAUCAAGAUCACAAAGUCAACCUUAAUAAUCGCACAGUUCCAAACAUGUAAAAAUCAAUCUCACCAACAUAAGUAUUUAGAAGAUGUCAAAUGGCUUAGUCAAAAAGCAAGUGUAUUAGAAGAUAAUCAGAAUUGUUACAGAUUUCAUUCAGCCAAAACUAUUUGAGGGUUUCGUAUAAACAAUAAACACAAGAAUGUCUAGGAAGCAGUAAAAUAAAAUCAUUUUGUGAA
Drosophila hydei is the source of this 1901-nucleotide messenger RNA. RefSeq names its product nischarin. The transcript is spliced from 5 exons. The record is from RefSeq and is a predicted model, not a curated record. NCBI's taxonomy places the organism in Eukaryota, Metazoa, Arthropoda, Insecta, Diptera, Drosophilidae. Gene Ontology annotation, cellular component: cytoplasm. Bases 220 to 1665 code for a protein of 481 amino acids. Gene Ontology annotation, molecular function: protein kinase binding; phosphatidylinositol binding.